Penicillium cosmopolitanum is the source of this 777-nucleotide messenger RNA. RefSeq names its product pyridoxamine 5'-phosphate oxidase family protein. The record is from RefSeq and is a predicted model, not a curated record. Bases 1 to 777 code for a protein of 258 amino acids. The transcript has a single exon. NCBI's taxonomy places the organism in Eukaryota, Fungi, Ascomycota, Eurotiomycetes, Eurotiales, Aspergillaceae.
AUGGAAGGAUCGUAUCCACUGCAGGCACGCAACACGGUGCGUCGACAUCGGGAACGAGCCAAGUACGACUUCGAGACGGUCCAUUCCAUCGUGAACGCGUCGCCCAUCCUCCACGUAUCAUUUCUGCCUACGAACCCGGCUGAUGACCCCUUUCCAACCACCCUGCCCAUGAUUGGGUAUAUGGGCUCAUUUGAUGGCCCGUCGACGGGUGCGCUCGAUCUGUAUCUUCAUGGUCACAGUGCCUCGCGUGUCAUGCGCUUAGCCGGCAAUCUCGGAAAUGAGGGAAUCCCCGUCUGUGUCGCCGCGACCCUGCUCGAUGGCAUUAAGCUCUCGCUAACGCCAUUCAACAACAGCUGCAACUAUCGCAGCAUUGUGAUGCACGGCUAUGCCUCAGUUGUGACGGAUGAAGCAGAGAAAGAUUGGGCCCUUCGCCUCAUUACGGACGGCUUGGUGCCGGGGUGUUGGGACAAUUCCCGCGUGCCUCCCACCCGUGCCGAGAACCUAAGCACGUCUGUUCUCAGGGUUCAUGUCGCUAGCGCUAGCGGCAAAAUAAGCCAAGGCGGGCCUUCGGACGACAGGAAGGACCUUCAAGAUGACAAGGUUACUGGCAGAGUGUGGACAGGGACCCUUCCUGUCUGGGAGUUCGCUGGGACACCCAUUCCGAGCAUUACGAAUAAAGUGGCCCAGGUGCCAGAGUACGUGGUUCAGUGGCGACAGAAUCACAAUGCAGAGAACGAAUCAUACGCUCGGGAAGCCAUUGGAAAUGGUAAACAGUGA